Messenger RNA from Symsagittifera roscoffensis, 1194 nucleotides. RefSeq lists its product as uncharacterized. The transcript has a single exon. Bases 1 to 1194 code for a protein of 397 amino acids. The record is from RefSeq and is a predicted model, not a curated record. NCBI's taxonomy places the organism in Eukaryota, Metazoa, Xenacoelomorpha, Acoela, Convolutidae.
AUGGAUGACUACCUUGGGUCUGUGAAAAACCCAGAAACUGCUUUAAGGUUAAGUCGCAGUUUAGUUGAGCUGCUUAAGUUGGGUGGGUUUAAUCUUACAAAAUUUAUUAGCAACGUUCCCAAUUUGUCUUCGAAACUAAAUCCCCCUAAGACCAGCGCUAACAACAGUAAGGAAAUUAUUACCGCUGCGAUUAAUCCGGAAACCGCAUCGCAUGUUCUCGGUCUCAAAUGGGACCACGUCACCGAUACGUUGGUUGUGAGCAGAGGAGUCAACCGCGAACUCAAAGACUCUGUUACGCAGCCAUCGGUCCUUAGUUUUGUGUCCUCCGUGUUCGACCCCAUAGGUCUUGUCGCCCCGUAUACCGUACGCGCACGUUUGUUACUGAAAGAUAUCUGGAGAUUGAGUGGCCAACAGUGGGACGACCCACUGCCAAUUGAGUUGUGCCGCAGAUUCACUGAAUGGCACUCUGGCUUGCCAGUUUUAGGGCAGCUCAAAAUACCUCGUUGCUAUUUUGACUUUUCAGUAGAUGAGGUUGAGCUGCACAUGUUCGGUUAUAGCUCAUUGGCCGUUUUCUGUUCUGUAGCAUUCCUUCGAGCUCAGAAAAACGCCUGUUCCAAAUGUCAACUAGCGUUUGUUUUCGGUAAAGCAAGAGUAGCCCCGAUGAAGAUGCUUUCAAUUCCGAAGUUGGAACUUCAGGCUGCGCUUCUUGCCAGUCGCCUAAAGGAUGAUAUCGAGAAAGCUCUGACACUGAGUAUUUCCAAAGUGUUCAUGUGGACUGACAGCACAACAGUCCUUCAGUGGUUGAACUCGACAAGCAAACAGCCCGUGUUUGUAGCCAAUCGAGUAGCCGAGAUUCUGGAGUCAACAUCAAUUGACCAAUGGUUCCAUGUUUUGAGUGGAGACAACCCCGCUGACACCGGAACUAGAGGUAUUACUGCUGACUCUCCCAAGCAAAGCAGUUGGGUAAACGGCCCUUCCUUUUUGAAAACUUCUGAGUGGCCUUUCAAUCCAAAUAGGGAAGUUACUGACAAAAUUCGCCUGGAUGGUCCGGUCUACGACCUAAACGAGGGUUUAGAGGUCUCUUCCAAUUUUCCGUGCACUGCAGUUUCGACUGAUUUUGCCUUCCCUUGGGAAAAGUAUAGCUCGUUCUCCAAGAUAAAGCGACUGGUCGCAUAUAUGUUGAGACUCACCUAA